Messenger RNA from Chironomus riparius, 334 nucleotides. The record is from the annotation of a GenBank genome assembly. Lineage: Eukaryota; Metazoa; Arthropoda; Insecta; Diptera; Chironomidae.
GGGUGCCAAAAAAUUAAUCAUUAAGUCUCUUAAAAAAAUUAAGUGAUUCAUUUCAAUAACAGAAAAAUAGAGACGAGACAAAAUAAAAAAUAAAUCGCAGUCACAAAAAGCGAUCUCCUUGACCUGAUGCUACAUAGCAUUCGAAAGUCUCUCGUGAGAUUUGAUAAUGAAAAAAAUUGAGUACUCAAAAUGUUGGAGGUAUUUAAGGUGGAUAAAAAAUGCAGCUUCACACGGCUUGUUUUUUAGCUACACGAAGUAAAUAUUCUGGUCAAAGUUACAUUUACAUCACUUAAUAGAGUAUAAGAUUUGAGUUAUCCAGAAAGGCAAUUCUGAC